AUGUCGAAAACUCUCUUUGAUAUCGUCUCCGACUUCCCAUACUACGAGGAGGCACCAGCCCGCUUCACCGACACGCUCAAAUCCUACCAUGCAUUCAAAGUACAAGGCAUCGAUGCAAUUCUCGGCUACAUCCCAAACACCCUUGUACAGAGCAUUCCCUGGCCAAAAGAACAUUGGAUGAUCGACUGCGGGGCAAUUGUCCUACUGAACCCCCCAGACAAUGCAGUGUCCACACACACUCAAAUCAUCCAAAACGCAAUCAAUAGGAUGAUCGAAGCCGGGUACACAGACAUCCUGAAAGGCUGGCGCAACGAGAGAUUCCCUAUCUACGGUCCCAGCGGCGACGUGAUCCUGGAGAUUGAGCGGUCCGCGAGCUCACUAUUCGGUAUUGUAACGAGCGGUGUGCAGAUGCUUUGUUAUGUUAAGGAUGCAAAAAACGGCAUUCGCCUCUGGAUUGCCAAGCGCUCUAUGCGGAAGCAGACCUAUCCAGGUAUGUUGGACUGCACUGCCGCCGGGGCCCUGAGCGCGGGAGAGUCGCCGCGAAGUGCCAUGAUGCUCGAGGCUACGGACGAGGCAUCUAUCGCGCGUGAGAUUAUCGAGAGUGGCAUGAGAUAUGUCGGGGCUAUCUCGUAUUUCCACAUGAAAGUCUCGUCUAUCGCUUUGAGCGAGGGGUCCUCGACGGCUGUUCUGCUACCCGAGGUCGAAUACCUAUACGAGCUUCAGCUGGACGAAGGUACUGUUCCCCGGCCGAAGGAUUCGGAGGUGGAAGACUUUCGGCUUUGGAAUGUGGACCAGGUGCUGGACGCCUUGGGCAGGGGAACGUUUAAACCGAAUAGUGCGGUUGUGGUGAUCGACUUUUUAACUCGCCACGGUGUCAUAACACCCGAGACGGAGCCAAUGUGCAAAGAUAUCAUAAGGAGACUGCAUCGCCGGCUACCGUUUCCUACAGCAGACUGGUCUACAUAA
Messenger RNA from Aspergillus novofumigatus IBT 16806, 966 nucleotides. RefSeq names its product thiamine pyrophosphokinase-related protein. Gene Ontology annotation, molecular function: 8-oxo-dGDP phosphatase activity. The record is from RefSeq and is a predicted model, not a curated record. Lineage: Eukaryota; Fungi; Ascomycota; Eurotiomycetes; Eurotiales; Aspergillaceae. Bases 1 to 966 code for a protein of 321 amino acids. The transcript has 2 exons.